CCCCUUUUCAAUCAGAUUCUCUCUCUCUCCCUUUCUCCAAAAAAUGUCCCAACGUGACUCUCUCUUCGUACUUGCACUACUACUCCUACUCCAUAGCUCUUCAACAAAACCACUUCUACCACCGAUCAGCACCGCCGACCUGGCGGCGUUGCAUGAAAUCAAGGACUCCCUCGCAGACAUUCCUUCCGGCACCACCGCCGCUGCUUUCUUCUCCACUUGGGACUUUACCUCGCCUGACCCUUGCUCCUCCUUCUCCGGCGUCACCUGCUCCCUCAGACGGGUCACCACUCUCACUCUCGGCACCGGAUUAUCGGACUCCCCCGGCCUCUCCGGCAAACUCUCCCCCUCCCUCUCCAAACUCACCGAGUUAACCCAACUCGUCCUCUUCUCCGGCAUUGUCACCGGUCUCAUACCUACCCAACUGGGAAACCUCAAGAAUCUCAGAGUCAUCUCUCUCACCAACAACCGCUUAAUUGGUCCAAUACCCACCACCAUCUCCACCCUACCCAACCUCCACACUCUCGAUCUCAGCAACAACCAACUCACUGGUUCUGUCCCCGCCCGAAUCUCCGAGUUAGCUCAAUUAAGGGUCCUGGUUUUGGCCGGAAACAGGUUAACCGGCGAGGUUCCCCACUUGCCGGCUCAGUUACUCCACUUGGAUCUGAAGAGCAACAAAUUAUCGGGAAUGCUGCCGAGUCCAAUGCCGUCGUCACUCCGUUACUUGUCAGCAUCGAUGAACCAAAUGUGGGGUCCACUCAACGGCCUUGAAUCACUCUCAGAUUUAGUGUACCUCGACUUAAGCAUGAACCACUUCAAUGGGGCCAUCCCUUUCUCUCUCUUCCGUCCCUCUCUCUCGUCAAUGCUUCUCCAACGGAACAAUUUGUCUGGUGGGGUCCCUCCUCUACUUCCACCACCACCAUCACCACCCACCUACCCGCCGGGAUCAAUGGUGGACCUCAGUCACAACUUCCUAACCGGAGAAUUGUCUCCAGUUCUGGCCGAUGUGGAGAGUGUCUUCUUGAAUAACAAUCGUCUCAUCGGAACUGUACCAAAAUUGUACGUUGAGAGCGUGUACAAGGGAACCACCAAAACAUUGUACUUGCAACACAAUUAUAUAACCCAUUUUCCGGUGGAACCCGGAUCGGCGUUGCCGGACUCCGUGUCAUUGUGCUUGAAUUACAACUGCAUGGUACCACCGGUGGGCCUCACGGCGUGCCCGGAAAGCUCUGGAGGGCUGCUUUCGAGGCCAUUGUGUCAGUGCUCCGUGUUCAAUAAUGGAAGCUCCAUUGGUUAACUUUUACAGGACCACUUCAAUGCGUUGCCUUACACCUUUCUUCUUUCUUUGGGUGGUCGUCAUUAGAACUCAAGUUUCUUGACGAAGAUGUUUUGAUGAUGAUGUAUAAAAUAGCUUGAGAAUUAUAUGUAUUUCCUUCACAUGUGCACAUAGUUGCAGGAAGAUAAGUUUACAUUAUAGUGUUGAUUUCUGUUGUAUUUUGUUUGAAAAUUUCAUGAAGAUUUUUACAGGAAUACUGUGAUAAUGGUAUUUGGGAAAAUUAAUAUAUG
Molecule: messenger RNA, 1563 nt
Organism: Ilex paraguariensis (yerba mate)
Lineage: Eukaryota; Viridiplantae; Streptophyta; Magnoliopsida; Aquifoliales; Aquifoliaceae
Source: the annotation of a GenBank genome assembly